This is a messenger RNA of Dermochelys coriacea (leatherback sea turtle), 4336 nucleotides long. RefSeq names its product adhesion G protein-coupled receptor B1 (gene ADGRB1). Gene Ontology annotation, biological process: engulfment of apoptotic cell; cell surface receptor signaling pathway; adenylate cyclase-activating G protein-coupled receptor signaling pathway. NCBI's taxonomy places the organism in Eukaryota, Metazoa, Chordata, Testudines, Dermochelyidae. Bases 127 to 3093 code for a protein of 988 amino acids. The record is from RefSeq and is a predicted model, not a curated record. The transcript is spliced from 25 exons. Gene Ontology annotation, molecular function: G protein-coupled receptor activity. Gene Ontology annotation, cellular component: dendrite; postsynaptic density; membrane.
GUCCGGUGUCCUCGCAAUGCCACUGGGUUGAUCCUGCGAAGAUGCACUUUAGAUGAAGAGGGGAUAGCAUACUGGGAGACUCCGACAUACAUCAAGUGUGUUUCCAUUGACUACAGGAAUAUACAGAUGAUGACAAGGGAGCAUCUCUCCAAAGCUCAGCGGGGGCUGAUGGGAGAAGGGGUAUCUGAAGUGCUCCAAAACCUCGUGGAGAUCUCCCAGGAUGGGACCAGCUACAGCGGGGACCUGCUGUCCACUAUCGACGUACUCAGAAAUAUGACCGAGAUUUUCCGUAGGGCAUAUUACAACCCCGCUGCUGGGGAUGUACAGAACUUUGUCCAGAUCAUCAGCAACUUGCUGUCAGAGGAAAACCGGGACAAGUGGGAGGAAGCUCAGAUGGUGGGGCCCAAUGCUAAGGAGCUGUUCAGGCUUGUGGAGGAUUUCAUUGAUGUCAUUGGAUUUCGCAUGAAAGAUUUCCGGGAUUCCUACCAAGUGACGGACAAUCUAAUCCUCAACAUCCACAAACUCCCCGCCAAUGCAGCCACUGACAUCAGCUUCCCCAUGAAAGGCUGGAGGGGCAUGGUGGACUGGGCCAGGACCUCCGAGGACAAGGUCACCAUCUCCAAGAGCAUCCUCUCUACAGGGCUAGCAGAGACAGACGACUCGUCCGUCUUCGUGGUGGGCACGGUGCUGUACCGGAACCUGGGGAGCAUCCUCUCACUCCAAAGGAACGCCACGGUGCUGAACUCCAAAGUCAUCUCUGUGACUGUGAAGCCAUCUCUCCGCACUCUGCUUACGCCCCUGGAGAUCGAGUUCUCCCACCUGUACAAUGGAACCACCAACCAGACCUGCAUCCUGUGGGACGAAGCCGAUGUAUCCUCCUCCUCCUCCUCCCAGCUUGGUGCCUGGUCCUGGCGCGGCUGCCGAACAGUCCGAGUUGAUUCCUUCCGAACUAAAUGCCUCUGUGAGAGACUCUCCACCUUCGCCAUCUUAGCCCAGCUCAGCUCAGACAUGAACAUGGAAAAGGUGCUGGUCCCUUCUGUCACGUUAAUCGUAGGCUGUGGAGUAUCUUCACUGACGCUUUUGCUCUUGAUUAUCAUUUACGUCUCUGUCUGGAGCCUGAAUUUUUUAGCUUCCGAUUCCACCCGCUGGGUCUUGGUAUGCCUAUGCCUGGGGAGUGAGUCGAGAUAUAUCCGCUCAGAACGCUCUGUCAUUCUCAUCAACUUCUGCCUGUCCAUCAUUUCCUCCAAUGCUCUCAUUCUGAUUGGACAAACCCAGACCCGGAAUAAGGUGAUAUGCACACUGGUGGCAGCUUUUCUGCAUUUCUUCUUCCUCUCCUCUUUCUGUUGGGUGCUGACAGAGGCCUGGCAAUCCUACAUGGCUGUGACGGGCAGGUUACGGAACCGCAUCAUUCGCAAGCGCUUCUUGUGUCUCGGAUGGGGGCUGCCUGCCUUGGUGGUUGCCAUUUCCGUGGGAUUUACGAAAGCCAAGGGCUACGGCACCGUCAACUACUGCUGGCUGUCAUUAGAAGGAGGCCUUCUCUACGCCUUCGUGGGACCAGCAGCUGCAGUUGUUUUGGUGAACAUGGUUAUUGGCAUUCUGGUUUUUAACAAACUUGUAUCCAAAGAUGGGAUAACAGAUAAGAAACUGAAGGAACGGGCAGGUCAGAUGGCAGUGCCUCUUUACGGCAUGACGCUCAAAUGUUCCAAGUGUGGAGUAGUUUCUUCCGCUGAAGUUUCGGCCACAGCCACCAGUAACGCCAUGGCGUCCCUUUGGAGCUCCUGCGUGGUCCUACCUCUGCUGGCGCUGACCUGGAUGUCUGCAGUUCUGGCAAUCACGGAUCGGCGGUCAGCGCUCUUCCAGAUCCUCUUCGCUGUCUUUGACUCCCUGGAGGGCUUUGUCAUUGUGAUGGUUCAUUGCAUCCUGAGACGAGAGGUCCAGGACGCAGUGAAGUGCCGAGUAGUGGACCGUCAGGAAGAGGGCAAUGGAGACUCAGGAGGGUCGUUUCAGAACGGACAUGCUCAGCUAAUGACCGAUUUUGAGAAGGAUGUGGAUAUGGCUUGUAGAUCAGGUGAGCACAUCACAGUGCUGAAUAAAGACAUCACCACAUGCAGGACCUCGGCCAUCACGGGCACGCUGAAGCGCCCGUCACUGCAGGAUGAGGAGAAGCUGAAGCUCCAUCACCAGAAGGGGUCCUCGAACUUUAAUAGUCUUCCAGCCAACGUCUCUAAGAUGCACCUCCAGGGCUCCCCGCACUACCUGGGGGCCAUCAACCUGAAUGAGUUCAGCAACCACACGCUCACCCUGAAGAAGGAGAAGAACCAGCCACCCAAGUCUAUCUACAUCUGCGAUGGGGACAUCUUCAAGAAGCUGGACUCUGAGCUCUCCAGGGCGCAGGAGCAAUCCCUGGACACCAGCUACGUCAUCCUGCCCAGCAACAGUUCCUCCACCCUGCGGGCCAAACCGCCCAAGGACGAUGGCAAAUACAGCAUCAACAUAGACCAGAUGCCCCAGACCCGGCUCAUCCACCUCAGCAUGGCAACUGACCCGGGCUUCAUCGUCAAGAGCCCUCCCAGGGAGCCCACGGCUAUGACAUGCACCGAGGUGCAGGGCUCCCCCAUGCUGCAGCAGCAGCAGCAGGCCAUCUCCAGCGAGUCGCAGAUCCCAAACAGCCUGUGCGACCCGGGCGACUCAGGGAACUUGGGCAUGGUGCCCAAGAGCGAGACAGUCUCCACCCUUUCCAUGAGCUCCUUGGAGAGACGGAAAUCCCGGUAUGCAGAGCUAGAUUUUGAGAAAAUUAUGCACACGAGAAAGCGUCACCAGGACAUGUUCCAGGACCUGAACAGGAAGCUGCAGCAUGCAGAGAAAGAGAAGGAGUUACCGACAACGGAGAGCAAGCAAGAAAAACAGCAGACACCAAACAAGAGACCCUGGGAAGGAAUCAGGAAGGUCCACUCACCACCAUCAUGGGUUAAAAAGGACAUGGAACCUUUACCACAAUCUCCCUUAGAACUAAAAACUGUAGAGUGGGAGAAAACAGGUGCCACCAUACCUCUGGUGGGACAAGACAUUAUCGACCUUCAGACAGAAGUCUGAGCAGAAAGGAAAAAGGGGACUUUUUUUUCUGGAAAAAUGAACAAAACAAACAAAAUUUUAAAAGAUGAUUAAAUUCAAUCGAAAGUGAGUGCAGAAGAGUGUUUGGUUUCUUUUGAAACCUUUGCUAAAAAGAAGCAACUUUUGUAUUGUUCUCAGCAGAGAGAGGGAAUAUUACUUUAUAGAACUUAGUAGCAGUAGGUACAGAGCAACACGAUAUUCCCUGGGUAGGCCCAAAGAGGACAUGAGCCUGUAAAAGUAAAAGGAGGGGGAGUGGGUGGGGAGGGUGGGGAACAAAAUCAACACGACACUUUAGUGGCGAGAGGAUGAUGGGGAGCCAUCGCCAGAUAUGUUGAGUCUUCCUGCUCUGGAACUGGGAGCAACGAAAGGACACUGGGAGCAAAUAUGGCGGCAGAAGGGCCAAAAGGAUUGGGGUUGUCUUGGGGGGAACAAGGAGCAGGGAUUAAUUCAGCGGGAACCCAGCCAGGAUGCUAGCUGGCCAAAGGCUCCAGGGGAAAGCUCAGCAUUGGCUGGUCUAUGAUGUCCCAUUGCAUGGCGGUGGGAGGGAGAAAGACAUAUCCCGCUCACUUCUGUUCCCCCCUGACCCAGCUCUUUGGAGAAAAAGGGAACUGGAGUUAACAAGCUGUUUCAUCCUGUGGUCAAGAAGAUCACUGCACUCCAAUCUGAAAAAUUAGGUUCUCAGCCAUGGAUCUACACAAGCCAGCUCAGAGGAUGCUGUGGGGGAGACGCAGGAUAUAGUGGUUGCAGCAUAUGGCUAGCAAGAGUGGCGUGGUGGGUAUUUCCCCCCAUCCCUCUGCAGAGGACUUCUUGAACUCUCUGAAGAGCGGGAUGCACAGAGUGGGAAGAGAGCUUCUCUUAAGUCAACAACAAACCCAUUCAUCUCGUCUCCAGAUAGAGACAUUAAAAAAAAAAAAAAGAAUGUAGGUCAUUACAUUGACUGUUAAAAACAGAGAUAAGCUCAACACGAACCUUGUGUAAAGGUUCAUAUGGCCUCAUUGUCUUUUCCUUUUUUUGUUUUCGUUUGGUUUGAGACUCGACCUAUUUCCAGCCACCUCCCCUGGAAGCCACAGUGACCUGCUUAUGUACCUGGAGAUGUUCAGUAUAUGGAGAAUAUUGCCAUAGGACAUUGAGACAAACUGAUAAAUGAGUAACAUACACUUGGAAAAAAAAUCUAUUUUUUCUUCUUCUUUUCUUUUCUUCAAUAAAAACAGAACUUGAAACCCAA